This is a messenger RNA of Scylla paramamosain (green mud crab), 14596 nucleotides long. Its product is annotated as mucin-2-like. The transcript has 10 exons. Bases 7550 to 8944 code for a protein of 464 amino acids. Lineage: Eukaryota; Metazoa; Arthropoda; Malacostraca; Decapoda; Portunidae. The record is from RefSeq and is a predicted model, not a curated record.
CUCCGUAGCUCCUCAGUGCGGGCCUGGCCAUCGUGGGGAGAGGAUGUGCAGCUGUGCUCCUCCCUCAGCCCCUUAGCCCCGUGAACAGGGGGCCUGACGGACGCAGUGAGAGGGAGAGGAAAAAGGAAAAGAAAAAGUUGAAAAUUGAGUCACGCGUGGAAUAUUCUGUCAGACAACAUUGAUACCAAACUUGUGAAGUGAAAUAGUGAACAUCUCACGAAAAUAAACAGUGCAUUCAUACAUGGAAUAUUUUUUUUACUUUUCUUUUAUCAUUGCAGGAAGAUUUGCACAAGAUAAGACGAGUGGUUGACAAUUGCACAGCUUACACUUGUACUUGAGUUAUGGCUGGAAAUUGAUGAACAGCAAAAUGUUAAUAAUAAGAUAAAAUUGCAAAAGCUAUUCAAAACUGCAAGGGCAUUGUGUUUUAUGGAAAUGAGAUUUUUCGUGUUAAAAAGUGAAAGUAAGAUAGAAAUAAAUUGAUAAAAAAAAAGAGAUUAAGCUUAAAUAAUAAUAAUAAUAAUAAAAGAUAAAUUGAUAUAAGAAAAUAGAAUAUGCAAGAUAAAAAGUGAAAUAAAUUGAUAGAAGGAAAAGAGAAUAAACUUCAGAUAAAAAUAACAGAUAAGAUAAAUUGAUAAAAAUAAAAAUGAAAUAAAUAAAACAGUGAUAUUAAGAAAAUUUCCAAGCAUAAUUAUUUUUUGAGUGAAUAUAAAAAGUGUAAAUGAAAGAAAUAGGAACAAAUGAAAAUAAUCAACAGAAAAUAAGAGUUUGACAUUAUAGAAAAUAAGGACAAAAAACAAAGAGAACGAAAGUAAUUCCAAAGAAAACGAGAAACUAAAGAAAAUGGAAGGCGGGAGAGAGAGGAGCAGCCUGACCUCUCCUGACCCCCACUUCCUGUGCCCCCCGCUCGCCUGUGUAUGACCUGACCUCACAUUUUGACCCCCUCUCCUUCCCCCUUCUUCAAAACACUGCCUUUUUUAUUGCUUUGUGUAUUCUUGUAGUCAAUUAUUGUAGUUUAAUUUGUUAUGUGCUUUUAUAUUUUUUAUAUUGAAAGUGUUGUGAAAUUCACAUAUUUAUAAUAUAAGUCUUAUUAUUUUUUUUACCAGUUGUUUUUUACUUGAAAAAAAAAAGCUUGCAAAUUUGAAAUAUCUUGAUCUUUUCUCUUUUAACUUCUGUGGUGAACGUUUAUUAAAAUACAAACUAAUCUUGUCAAAAUUGUAACAAGUUCAGAAUAUUUCGCUUCUCUUUACGUAAAAUUGAAUAGAUCAUUAGAUAUUAUAAAUAUUUCAGAAUUUUUCGUUUGUUUUAUAUGAGAAAUUGAACUGAAUGAACGUCAAGUAUCACCACCACUUCAGAAUAUUUCGAUUUUUUAUGUAUGGAAAAUUGAACUGACCUUUAGAUAUUAUCACUUUAUAAUAUAUCGCUUUUUAAUGUGUGAAGUUGAAAAUUGAUCAUUAAAUACUGUCAUCAUUACAUGACAUUCCAUUUCUGUAAUACUAAUAAGUUAUAAUUUCAUUGUCGUAGGAAUUCUUGAAAAAAUAUAGGCCAUAAUUAUUUUUUGAGUCUAGUUCACUUCGGUAAGAGAAUAGAUAAAUAAAUAAAUAAAUAAUAACGCCAUAAUUAAUUGUCUAGUGUAUAGUUUAAAUCUAAAUAAGAACAAAUAAAUAAAUAGACAAAUGGUAACACCGCAAUUAAUUGUUUUGUUCAACGUGUAGCUCAUGUCGAUAAAACCAAAUACACUUAUCUAGCAGACAACAAGUCCAGUAGUUGUUUAGUAAGCGUGGAUGUGGUGGGGGUUUGCUGUGGUUCACGUGCACUGCCACCAGCGAGAGAGAGAGAGAGAGAGAGAGAGAGAGAGAGAGAGAGAGAGAGAGAGAGAGAGAGAGAGAGAGAGAGAGAGAGAGUCAAAUAUCCAACUCGUUUAUAAGGAAUGUAAUCGUUUAACACAACAAACCAAUACUUUCUUCAGUAACUAAGUGCUGAGUGUAGAGAUUUGAAUGGCAACACUGCAUGGCCGCGCAUCUGGCAACACUGCAUUCAAAUAUUAGGCGUUCACGCUUGAUAAAAUUUUAAUAACCUCAAAAAAUACUGUAAUAAAUUUCUAGUAAGAAUUUCAAUAGUCAUUCAAUAAAACUACAAUAGAACUUCGAUAGAUAUUCAAUGAAAUUACAAUAAGAAAUUCUGUAGCUAUUCAGUAACACUUUAAUAACAAAAAUCUUCAAUAAAACCUCCGUAAACCUCUAUAUUGGAAUUGCUUACCUUAGAUUAUUUGUAUAUGAAGUUAAAACCUCUUUUAAAAUGGUUACGAAAUAAUAGAACACUAAUGAGUCUGUUGUUAUGAUAAAAAAUAAACCAUUUAGAUUUGAAACGCACACGAAUGUAUAAAGUGAAACAAAUAAUUAAGUAAAAUGGCCAAAGGAAGAUGUAAAGUUAUUAUGAAAGCAUUUUGAAGUAAUAUUAGGUUACGUAAAAUGUAAAGAAAAUGAUUAUUGUUGAGAAAAUAUUAAAAAGUGUCUUUGAAAAUGUUAAAUAAGGUCAGUAGCUGAUUUUUACUUAAUUUCUUACCUUUCUGUGUUCUGCUACUACUAUUACUACUACUACUACUACUACUACUACUACUACUACUACUGCUACUGCUGCUCCUGCUGCUGCUGCUGCUGCUGCUAAGGUGUUAUACUGAGCUUCCAAUAUUGUGUUCUCUCUAAACUUAGUGUGUUGGAAACAAUUAAUCCAACGCCACACUUUUUUUAAAUGUUUUGAAGUUUGUGAAAAAUGCCUUAACCAUGUAAAAAAUGUGUUAACUUUAUAAAAAAAAAUGUCAUAAUGAUAUGAAAAAUGUCUAAAAUUUAUGAAAAUAUCUGAAAUGUGUGAAUAAAUAUCUUCAUUAUAGGAAAAAUGUCUUCAUUAUGUAAAAAUGUCUAAGCUUUAUGAAAAUAUCUAAACUUUAUGAAAGUAACGUCUUUAUUGUAUGAAAACGUUUAAACUUAUGAAAAGAUGUCAUGCUUGAAUGAACAUUUCUAAAAAUUUAUAAACAAUAUUCUUAACUAUAUGAAAAGUUAUUGAGAAUGAAAAAUGAUCUGAUUGUGAUGUGAAAAUAUUCAAACUUUAUGAAAAUUUUCUUAGAGAAAAACGUCCAGAUUGUUUUGAAAUAAAUGAAAAUACAUUAAGUCCGUGGGAAUUUCUGAACUCUAUAACGUAAAUAGGAGUUCUGUAAAUUCAGACAUUGCUGUGAUAAAGGAAGACAUUGAUUAGUUUUAAUAUUUUGAAAAAAAUAAUAAAAUAAUAUAAACAUUAACUGUUAAUAAAGAAAAUCGAAAUACUUAUUGAGGAAUUGUCAAAAAAUAAUUAAUGUAAAAGUAAAAAAAAAAAAAAAAUAUUCGUUAAAAAAAUAAUAUCGGAAAAAAAAACUAAGAUUUAAAAACAAAAUCGAAAUAUUGCAUAAAAGAAAUUGUGUAAAAUUAACAACUGUUAACUGUUAAUAAAAAUUUUAAAUACUUCAUGAAAAAAAUGUUAAAAAUAUGAAUAUUAACUAUCUGUAAAAACUGGAAAUACUUAAUGAAAACAAGCUCUAAUGAUGACUGUUUUUAUAUUGUAAAUGAACGAUGGUGAUUAUUCAUUGAAAAAAAAAAAAAAAUGAGAGAGGAGUUUGUUAAUUGAUUAACGUUUUUAAACUUUUUAACACUGCCUGUUCAAACUCAACAUUAUGAGAAAGUUGAGUGAAAUGAAAAGGAAAUGUAGCUGUUAACCAAUAGUUUGUUUAAUUUAUUUACAUAAAAGAAAAAAAAAAGCUUUCCAGUCAAACACAAAAUUAUAAAGGAAACAAAAAGUGAAAUAAUAUGAAUUUAGAACUGGAAAAGAUUUUGAACUUGAACUUAAAUAAUAAGAUAAAAAAAAAUAAAUAAUAAUAUCAUAAACUAAGAUGAGAAAACAGUGAAAUUGAAUAAUACAUUUACUGAAGAAUGCAAUAAUAAUAUGCCAAUACGUGAAAAAUAAUACUUUAGAAAUUAUUACAAAAACAUGUGGAAGGCUUCUGAAAAUUCUAUAGAUUUGUGAUAAAGAAAAAAAAUCAGUAACAAUUCACCAAAAUGAGAUGAAACAAAGUGAAUUAUACAGCCGUUUUUAAAUUGUUUUGUUUUUCCUUUGUUUUGUUUUUGUUUGGAGUUUUAAAUCUUUUUUUUUUUCUUCACUUUGUCCUCCUCCUCCUCCUCCUCCUCCUCCUCCUCCUCCUCCUCCUCCUCCUAAUACAAAGGGGCCUUCUUAAAAAAAAAUACAUUCAAGUAAUACAACAAUAUCAACAACAACAACAACAACAACAACAACAACAACAACAACAGUGUAUAAGACGAAUUACUGAAUAAAAUGUGUAUAAUAUGAAUAACACUUUAACUUUGACUCGAUGAAUGGAAAGUGAUGUAUAAAAAUAGUGCAAGAUUAGUGUGCUGUUGUGUGCUGUUGAAAAGUGUGAAAAUAAGGUGUGUUUGUGUGCUGAAGUUAAUUAAAUAAAUGAGGAAAGUGAGAAAUGAAUGAAUAGGCUGGAAGAUUAAUGGAUAAAAUGGGAAAUAGGUGAAUGAAGGGAAAAUGAAUUAAUGAAGUGAAGAAAAAAAAAAAUGAAUAAAUGAAUAAAAAUAAUUGUUGCCUCGUGUUAUUUUGAAAGGCAAGCAAACAUUCAUACAACUGUGAAAUUAGUGAAUAACAAAAACGAAAGUGGUUCAUGAGGAAAAAUACAAAGAAUCGGAAAAAAAAGGUUCAAUUGAUGUAGAAGAAAGGAAAAGAAAGGAAGAAAAGUUUACCGUAUGUUAUCUUUUUAUUUUUUUUAUUUUUUUGAGGUGAAAAAAACUCCUUAUUCAAUUAAAACUAGUUAAUGGUAUAAAAAAAAUAUUCAUUGAAAAAAAAUGAAGAUUUUUAAGAAAAAUCGUUGAUGAAAAGGACAAACAAAAAUUUGGAAACUUAUUUAAAUCUAUUUACACAUUAAGCAGUUGAAUAAAUUAGCCACGAAAAAAAAAAUAAAAUAAAAUAAUAGAAAAUAGAGAAACCCCGAAGAAUUUGAGAGAAAAAAAAAAACUUACCUGCUUAAAUUCGAUUAGAAAUAAUAAUAAUAAAAAAAGAAAUCAAAGAUAGGACUGUGCUUAUGAUAUACAAUAAAAAAAAAAAAAUAACAAUUCAUAAAAAAGUGAAGUGAAAAAAAAGGUGACAUUUUUAUCGUAAAUUUGACAUGUGGGAAUAUUAACUUGCAACAUGAUGAAGAAAAAAAGUUAAAUACAUAUUAACGAAAAUAAACAAGUAGUGAUAUCAAAACAGUGAACCAUUAAGAAAAACCACAACAAUUUAUAUAUAUGCAUGUAAACGCGUAUGUAUGUAUGCAUGUAUGUAUGUUUGUAUGUAUAUAAACACAUUUUGUAAGAAGGAAAAAACAAACAUUUAUACAUAGAGCAAGAAAUUAAGUGACUUGUUCAAAAAAAAAAGCUAAAAAAAAAAAUAAAAAAAAGAACACUACAAUCUUUCAUAUCAGACAUUUAACACUCGCUCAACGAAAAAAACAACAUUAGUAAUAAGACAUGUGCUCAAGUGGCAGGUGUGUCGUCAGGUGUGCGAGGUGUGCCAGGUGUGUCAGCAAGAGAUGCAGGUGUGUGCUGUGCUUCAAGAGGCGCCAAGAGGAGGAAGAGGAGGAAUGUCACGUCACAGCCAUUUGAGAGAGACGAGGAGAGGGAGCGUGCUGUCUGUGGCCUUUCUGUGGUGACGAGAGAGGGAAGCAAGAGGAAGAAGAAGAUAAAGAGGAUUUUGUGACUCGGUAGGAAAGGAAGGAGAGAAGAGAAGAUUUUGUGAUUCGUUAGGAAAGUAAGAAGAGAAGAGGAAGAGGGAGGAAGGAGAAGAAUUUCCUUUAACCAGAUCAAGACGGUAAAAAAAAAAGAAGAAAAAAAGAAAACAAAAGAAACCACGUUCACAUUUGGAGGAAAAAAACAAAAAAAAAAUAAGGAAAAAAUAAUAGAUAAAGCAAGAUACAGGAAUACAAAAGGAAUUCAAACGAGAACAACUGAGAUUCCUUCAACCAAGAAACUUAAAAUUACUUAAAUACAAAACCACGUUCAUAAAGGAAUUAAAUAAAAAAAAAAAACGAAUCUAAAACACAAAGCAGCGAAAAUAAACAGACGAGGAAUUCAAAUAAACACAACUGAAAUUCCUUUAGCCAAGAAAUUCAAAUAAAAAAAGGGAAAGAGAAAAUUACCCUCAAUAAAAUAAGAGGGAGAGAGAGAGAGAGAGAGAGAGAGAGAGAGAGAGAGAGAGAGAGAGAGAGAGAGAGAGAGAGAGAGAGAGAGAGAAAGUAUUGUGACAUUAAACUCGAAAUCGAAUCAAAUUACAAGAAGAAAAAUAAGAAAAAAAUAAAUAAACAAAUUCAUGCCAUUAACUAAGAAAAAUAAAUAAAUAAAUAAAAAUAAAAAUUGAAACAACUUUAAUUCCCUCGCCAGCAAAACACGAGGAAUUAAAUAAAAGAAGGAAAAGAGGCAAAACACUUAAAAAAAAAAAAAAAAAUUGAAAACUAACAGAAGGAAGAAUUUUAAGACCAGAGAGAGAGAGAGAGAGAGAGAGAGAGAGAGAGAGAGAGAGAGAGAGAGAGAGAGAGAGAGGCCUUUUACUCAGACCAAAGACCAUUUUCUUGGGAUCUAGUGAAGGGGAGACAUUUUAAUUUCGGUCUGGGCAGUAAAGGAAGAAGGAAGGAGUGAAAGAAGAAAGAGAAGGAAGGGAAGUGAAGGAGAAAAGGAGAUAUAUUGAUAGACGAAGGAAGGGAGGAAGGAAAGCAGUGACAGAAGGAAGGAAGGAGUGAAGGAAGAAAGAGCAGCAAAAAGAAACGAAGGAAAGAAAGAAAGAAGAGUAGACAAAGAAAGACAGUGAAGGAAGGGGAAAGGAGAUAUAGAAAGAAGAAUUAAAGGAAAAGUGAAAGGAAACAAGAGAGAAGAAAAAAAGGAAGAAAAAAGAAAGAAGGAAGAAAUAAAAGUGAAAAGAGAGCAAGGAAGGAAGAAAGGAGAGUAAAAAAAAGAGAGGCAGAAAGGAAGACGAGUGAAAGAGGAGAAAGAAAGAAAAGGCAAAGAAGAAGAACACAAACAAAACCAGUGGAAAUAAAGAACUGAAAGAAAGAAGGAAGCAGGACAAGUGAAGGAAGGAAGGAAGGAUGGAGUGUGGUGCCUUCUACCCUCUGGCCUCCUGCUGCUGCCUCCUCCUGCUGCUCCUCGCCCAAGCAGGAGGGAAGCAGGUACACAGUAUUAUAAAGAUUACAGCGGAUGAUUGUAAGCCUGGCAAAAUUAUCUGUGAUGACCGCCCCACCCGCUGCUGUGAUCCCCCCGAGCGGCCCUGGCCCCCCCAAGCCCCGCCCCCCUCCCCCCCCACUGCAGGCGCCCCCUCAGCCCGGCACAACGCUCCGCAACCCCCCACUGGCGCCCCCCCGUGCCGGCCCCGCCCCCCCUCCCUAUCUGGACCAACUGGUAUUUUUGGGUGAUGGUGGCGGCGGUGGUGGUCCUGUGUGUAGCCGGCUGUGGCUACUGGAGGAGGAGAAAGAUUUAUGAGUCCUCUGCCUCUCAAACCCUCGGCCAUGCCCACGCCUACUGCACCCCCACCCCCUCCGACGACACCCCUAUGUACGGCCCACCCUUGCCCUUCCUGCCCCCCACCCCGUACCCUGCCCCCCCACCCUACAGUGAGGCAGCCCGCCCCUCCUUUGACCCCCUGGAGCAGCACAUCUAUGACGCCAUGCUGGGAGGGCGCAGCGUAUACGACUACUACGACAGGAGGCACCCCAACGCAUACUACGACCGGUACUUUCUACCAGACGACACCUCCUCCAGUGAGACUACCUCCCUUCUUUCCUACCACCUCCACCGCUCCUGCUCCUCCCACCUGCCCCCCCGCCACCACCACCAUCACCACCACCACCACCACCACUCCAUCAGGAAGUGUGCAGGCGGGGACAUGCUGGCGCCCCCCCCCUUACUCAGAGGUCGCUGCCAAGCCAGAGCUGUACCCGGUGGUGGUGAUGAGGGGCGGCAUCACCGAGGUCAACUCUGUCAAGUCUAUGGGGGACACCACCAGCAGCGGGCACCUCCCCCACCACCACCACCACCACCACCCACCCCCAUUCCCUUACAGCCACUGCCACCACUACUUGUACCGCUCAGACUCCAUACUGUGGGUGAGGGUGGAGGCUGAGGCUUUCCUGUGGCAACACACCUCUUGCUUUGGAGGAGGAGGAGGAGGCUCUGUGUCCACACCUGAGGGAUCCCAGAGCUCCAGCUACACGUGUGGGGCGGGACAGCAGGCCGAGGGUCGCGGCGGCAUCCGAGUGUCGUCCCCAGGCUGUGUGUUGGCCAUGGCGUCCCCAGCAUCAUCCGUUGGCCCGCAUGCCUCAGACGUGUCCAGCCUGCCACCCACCUCCCCCCCGUCACCCCCUGCACCCACCUCCCCCACCCUGCCCCCCUCACCUGCCACCAGGGAGCUGCAGGACGUGCUACAGAAAAUCAGCCAGCUGCCGGGUGCCACCACCCCCCCCACGUCACACCCCUCAGGCUCCGUGCUGUCCCGCCACGCCCACUACAGCCCAGCCAGGUCACGCACUCGCAGGCCCCUUGGUGCAUCCCUGUCCUUAGAGGCGUCCGCACCUUCCCGUCCCCGCUCUCUGCCCCUCAACUCCUCUCCUCUCUCGUCCCCGCCCUGCCUCCACGAUCCACCCUCUCCGUUGCUCACGACAUCUGCCUCCACGCCGAACUUAGCCGCCUGCUGGCCGUCACCACCCCCACGCAGGCACCUGGUGGCGUCCCUGGUGGAUGGAGGGUCCAGGGUGGUGAGCCGGCCAGCCUCAGAGGCGCCUGACUCCUCCUUGUUCACUGAGGGCAUGUGGGGCCGGGAGGCGGGGGACCACAGGUUCAGGUGGAGACCUCAGGACAUGGGGGACAGAGUAUAGUGGGAAAUAUCACAGAAUCCCCUUAAAAUCUUACCCUGAAUGCCCAUCCCCGGUGCUGUGGUGUGGGUGGUGGGUGUUCAUGGGGGCAGCUCACCCUUACACACCCCUGCACACCCACACACGCCCACACACACCCGUGUCUGGCCACUGCCACAGCCUGAGUCCCGAAACAUCUCCCCUUUUUGCUUGGUCUUCCAGUUCAGACUACUUCGCUUGACAGUUCCUCUCGGCCAGGCCUCCUGCCGUGCGUGAGGUGUUUCUAGAUGCCUUGUGGUGCUUCAUAGAUACCCUAGAGCUGUGUAGAGAUGAUGCCCAGGUCUUCAUAAGUCAUAGAAAUCUUAACAUCACUCACACUGUAGAAAGCAAAAGAGGUUCGGCUGAAAAAAAGUAAGUAGUGAUUAGCUACGAUUGAACGCUGCUGUUUUUAUCGUCUGUAACUCACAUAUCUAGGCUUGGUUUGGUAGUGUUGGCCUCCACGCUGCCACUCGACUGUAUAGAGAAGUGUUUUGUCUGAGUAUUGGUGAGGAAAAGACAUUGACACGAGGCGAUUGAAAAAAUAUGUGGUUUGUCUGAGUGUCUUGUUGUGAAGUGUGGAUUGAUCAGUCAGUGGUUUGUUUCCUCUGGGUCUGGGUGUUUUAUUGGCUGCUGGUUGUGAUUGUCAAGCAAUACUGUACAAGGACAGACUGAGGAAUGCAAUGUUGUGUGUUGUGUUGGUUAUGAAUACUGACUGACACAAUGAAGACUAAAAAAUUGAGUGUUGUAGUGUUGAGCAGGAGGUUAAAAGAAUGUAGUGUUGUAUGUGGUUGAAUAAGAUUGCCUUGUGUGUCAAGUAUUGGUUGUAAUAUGCUGCAACACAAGCCACAUUAUAAGAUUGUAGUGUAAAGUGUUGGAUAGGAGUGUUUUGUUUGUUGGUUAUGAGUGUAAUGAGCAACACAAGGAAGAUUUAAAGAAUGCAGUGUUGUAUUAUUGGACAGGAGUGAUUUGUCUGUCUGUCAACUUAAGAACACACAGCAACACUUCAAAUGACUGCAACACAGGUUUAGAUGUGUUUUGGUUCAGACAAGCAACACUUCCAGAUGAGUCAACUAGAACAGUGUUGGAUUGAGUGUUGCAUUGGAUAGCAAUUCAAACACACUCAAACAUUUAAAGAUGAGAUGAGCAGAACACAGUGUUGCAGAGGGCUGGUGAAAUGAAGCCACUCAAGUUUGCAAUAACCUGUAACACUUAAAGGACUAAAAAAAAGUAUUGAUAACUGAAAAAACCAUGAGGUUGAGCAGAGAAAGUGUUGCAGUGUUACUAAUCUUGCAGAGAGCUGGUGAAACAAACCCACUCAAAUUUGCAAUAAUCUGUAACACUUAAACUAAAGAAAUGUAUUGAUAACUGAGAGAAAACCAUGAAAUGAACCUGUAGAAGUGUUGCAGUGUUAGUAAUAUUGAACUGAAGUGGUGAGCUGAAGUGUCUUGGCAGCUUGAGGCCAUAUUUCUAAGUUUUCAUUGGGGAAAUUCAAAUGUGAUUCUUUUCUUAGAUGAGGUCUGAGGUUCGUGCAUGCCCCUCCUGUCCUGUAGUGACUGUCUGUGUGGUUUUGCACUCUGGCUGCCUCCUCUCCUGACCAAUAGUGUGUUCAAGAGUAAGAGAGAGAGAGAGAGAGAGAGAGAGAGAGAGAGAGAGAGAGAGAGAGCACUUCACAAUAUAAGCUCACAAAGACUAAGAAACUAAAAACACAUAAAAAAAAGAAACGAAAAAGAAACUAAUUGGAGACAAGACUUCACAAUACUAUAAACUCACAAACAAAGACUGAUAAACUAAAAACACACUUAAAAGGAAAAAAGCAAUAAAAGAACCGUAAUGGGAAAGAAUGGGAUUUUAUCUAGAAUGUGUGUUUGAGAGAGAGAUAAACUGAAGACUUUAGAGUAAGAAACAAGCUUGUAAACAGAGAAUAAGAGACAUGAUAAGGAAAAUAUAAUGAAGAUAUGUAGAAAAUGUGUUUAAGAGAGAAAUACACUGAACACAUUAGAAUGACAAAUAGAUAAGCUUGAAAACAAAGAAUAAGAGAAAUAAGCUUAUAAACAAAAACAAAGAAACAUAUAUAUACAAAGGAAAAUGUAAUAGAAAUAUGUAGAAAAUAUAUUUAAGAGAAAUACAUACAUUGAACACUUUAGAAUGAAAGAUGAGCUCAUAAACAAAGAUUAAGACGUCUGAGAGGGAAUGAGUUAUCCUGAAGAUGUGCUCACAACCACUUCAAGAGUAACAGACACACAACAUGCUGAGGAAACUGAAUGUAGUGUGAGUUUGUUUAAAAAGUGUGUGUGGAAGAUAAAACAAACAAACAAUAAGAAAGAUAACCUUACACAAAAGAAUAAGACAUACACACUUUGAAAACUAUAAUGGGAAUGUCCAGAAAUUUGUGUUUUAAGAGAAUAUUAACUCAGCCUGCUUUAGAAAUGACAAAAAAAUAUGCUUGCAGAACUUAAAAGGGAAAAAUAUGGAAGCAGAAGAUUUGUUUAGGAGAGGAAGUUAGAUGAUUUGCUAACUCACUGUGCUUUGUGGUGAGGUUUGCUGACAGACUCGCUUGCAGUGCUGUGAUGGAGGCAUGCGUCUAGAAAUGUGUUAGCAGGAGUGAGGUAGAUCAUUAACUCGGCGCUUUGCAGUGAGACAAAGACAUGCUUGCUAAACGUUAAUGGGAAAUGUUUAUCAGUGUUCCUCCCAAGUGUUGAGGGGAGGGAGACUGAGAGAUGUUGAUGCCUGGAAGGAAGAAAGAUGUGUGUUGCUGAAACUUGACUGAGGAAUGUUGUAUCUCCAGAUGUGUUCAGGAGAGACAGAGACAGAGACAGAUAAGAUAUUAACACUUUGAAAUAAGAAAGAUGUGUCAGAAACUUGAAUCAGAAAUGUCUUAUUUUAAAAUGUGUUCAGAAGAGACACAGAGAGAGAGAGAGAGAGAGAGAGAGAGAGAGAGAGAGAGAGAGAAGAAAAAAAAUAGACAGAGACAGAGAUAAGAUGUUAAUAAAAAAAAAGAAAAAAUGCCUUGAAAACUUGAAUCAGAGAAAUAUCUCAGAAAAUGUGCUCAAGAGAGAGAGAGAGAGAGAGAGAGAGAGAGAGAGAGAGAGAGAGAGAGAGAGAGAGAGAGAGAGAGAGAGUUAAGCCACUCAAUGCCUCAAAACAAACAUAGACUCCUGAUUAGAAAACAUUUAAAAGACACGCAAAACAGUCGAGUGUGAGCACUUGAAGAGACACUGAUGGGACUGCAGUGGCCUUGAUGCUGCAAGUGUGUGGACAGGAGUGAUGGAAGUGAUGGAAGAAGUGAUGGUGCUGUUUGGUGAUAUGAUGUGACACUGACGCUUGUAACCUUAAAGAAUAACUGAACCGGAGAUAGGAGAGGCUUAGCAAUGAAAAAAAAUACACACACACACACACACACACACACACACACACACAGGAAGACACUUAAAGUAAAAAAAGAUACACAGCAACAUGGAGCAAUACAGUUUUCCAUAUAAAGCAAUAAGUUAAUGGAAUGUAUAAUGAAAGGAUGUGUGUGUGUAUGUGUGGACAAAUAUUCUUCAGAUUAAGGAAUAAAACGUGAUUAUUAAACUUGAAAAACAGACAGAACACACCUGACUUAAGACUGCAAGAAUACAAAUAGGUAAACACACACACACACACACACACACACACACACACAGCUAGUAUCAGUGCUAUACCCUCUUGCAGUCUCCUUCUGACAUAAUCAAAACAAUGAGUGUCUCCAAGGUGUGUGUAGGUGACAGAAACACUAAUUAUAUCAGGAGGAGGAGGAGGAAGAUAGAUGUUAGAAGAGAAAGAGGAGAUAGAAGAUGAAGGAGGAAGAUAGAAAAUGUUAGAAGAGAGGAAAGGAGAUAGUGGAUGAAGGAGAAGGAGGAGGAGGUAGAAGAUAUUGUUAGAAGAGAAAGGAGAGGAGAUAGAGAAUAAAGUAGAAGUAUAUUUGAGAAGGAAGGUAGAAGGUACUGUCAGAAGAGAGAAGAGAAGAGGUAGAUAAUAAAGUAGAAGUAAGAUGGAAGAGACUUUGAAAAGAGGAGACAUGAGGUAGAGAAGAAGUUAGAAAAGGGAAAGGGGAAAGAAUUGGCACAAGUAGCAAAGAUAGAAAUAAAAAAGGGAAAUUAGGAGAAGAGGAACAAGGAGAAAGGAAGAUUUAGCACAAGUAGUAAAUAGAAGAUAGAAAUAAGAAAAGGGAAGUAGAAGAAGAAGAAGGAAAUAAGGUUAAUGAAAAAAAUGCUGCACAAUAAGAUAGUAUAAGGAGGAAAAAAGGGUAAAGAUAAUAAAGAGGAAGAGAGGAAAAAUCACAAUAAAAGAAGAGAGAAAGAUAAGAACAGGAAAAAGAAGAGAAAAAAGAAGAAAGAUUAGAAGAUGGAGAUAGAAGCUAAGAAAGAAAGAUGAAGAUACAAAUAGAGACUAGAAGAGAAGAAGAGGAAGAGAAGAAAAGUUAAGGAAGAAGAGGAAGAGAAGGAAGGACUAAAGAAGAGGAAGAGAAAAAUGUGCCUGAAAGGAGAUAAAGAGAAGAGAAAGGUACAAAAACAAGAUAAAGAGAGAUAAGGAAGAGGGAAAAAUAUAUGCUUGGAGAUUAAGAUAGGAAAGAAGAGGAGGGAGAAGGAUCAAGAUGGAAGAAAGAGGAAAGAGAAGAGGAAGAGGAAGAUACGCUUAAACCCGGCAGAAAUGAGACAUACCACAACCACCACCACCACCAGAGAGAGAGAGAGAGAGAGAGAGAGAGAGAGAGAGAGAGAGAGAGAGUAUUUCCCUCAAUAAAAUAGCCACUUGUUUUGUCUUGCUUCAUAUAUGUGUGCGUGUGUGAAAUAAUUGUGCAUGGAGGUGUGGGUGAGCUCAGCAGGUGUGUGGUGGUGGCGUGCGUGGCGUUUCAACAGUGUAUAAACCGUCUGAGGGCAGCUGGGGGCACAACUGACCUCCACAUCUCUGCUAGGCAAUAAAACAGCUGAUAUGCAAGUGAUAUAUGCAAGCCGCCUCUCGGACACACAAAGCCGGUAUUCUGAAACUCUUCCAGCCACCUCCACUACUUUCAAAAGGCUCUAGAUGAAGUCACAAGGGUUCUUUAGUGUUUUUUAGGGUUUUAGGGACAGAUUGGCAAGAUUUCUACAUUAUUAAUAGGAGAAACACUAUUAAGAAUCUGGUUAAUCAUCUAUGCUGCCUUGGAAAAGUUAUGGUGAGAGAGUGAAGGGUUUUUAAGGGUGUUUUUAGGGUUUUAGGGACAGAUUGGCAAGAUUUCUACAUUACUAACAGGAGAAACACUAUUAAGAAUCUGGUUAGUCAUCUCUGCGGCCUCGGAAAACAGCUAUGGUGAGAGAGUGAAGGGUUUUUAAGGGUGUUUUUAUGCUUCUAGAGACAGAUUGGCAAGAUUUCUAUAUUACUAACAGGAGAAACACUCAAGACCCCAGCUAAUCACCUCUGUGUCCUUUGAAAGCAGUCAUGGUGAGGGAAAGGUUUCUGUAUAUGGGCCAAGGAUCUGUUGUCUGGUGUUUCCUUAGCUGUCUGUCUGUCUGUCUGUCUGUCUGUCUAACAUGUCAGAUUUUUGCCAUUUUCAUAGUCAUUGGUGUUAACAGAAAAUUAUUGAUUGGUUUGUUGAUGACGAUGAUGAUGAUGGAGUAAACGGUUUUUUCAUACUGG